Colletotrichum higginsianum IMI 349063 is the source of this 1122-nucleotide messenger RNA. Its product is annotated as DnaJ heat shock family protein. Bases 1 to 1122 code for a protein of 373 amino acids. The record is from RefSeq and is a predicted model, not a curated record. The transcript has 3 exons. Gene Ontology annotation, cellular component: cytosol. Gene Ontology annotation, molecular function: protein-folding chaperone binding. Gene Ontology annotation, biological process: translational initiation. NCBI's taxonomy places the organism in Eukaryota, Fungi, Ascomycota, Sordariomycetes, Glomerellales, Glomerellaceae.
AUGGUUAAGGAAACCAAGCUGUACGACCAGUUGGGCGUCAGCCCCUCGGCAACCCAAGAUGAAAUCAAGAAAGGCUACCGAAAAGCCGCACUAAAGUACCACCCCGAUAAGAACAAGGACAAUCCACAGGCGGCCGAGAAGUUCAAGGAAUGUUCUCAAGCCUACGAAAUUCUCUCCGACCCCGAAAAGCGCAAAACCUACGAUGACUAUGGUCUCGAGUUCCUGCUGCGCGGAGGUGCUGCCCCACCCCCAGAAGCCGGCGGCAACCCUUUCGCUGGGGGUGGAAUGCCCGGAGGCUUCGAUUUCGGCAGCGGCGGCAUGCCCGGCGGCGGCGGCGCCCGCACUUUCCGCUUCAGUACCGGUGGAGGAAACGGAGGUGGCUUUAACUUCAGCUCCGCGGACGACAUUUUUGCUGAAUUUAUGCGCUCAGGUGCUGGUGGAAUGGGCGGAGGCGGCAGCGGUGGCAUGGACGACUUUGAGAACAUCUUCCCAGGCUUUGGCGCCGGUGGCCAACGGGGCGGUGGUCGCUCGCAGCGCAUGCGCAACAGCGGCUUCGGAGACUCGCCGCGGCCCAGGGAGUCGACGCCCGAGGUCACAACGGUGGAGCGGCCCCUCCCGCUCACGCUCGAGGAGCUGUUCCGUGGCGUGACCAAGAAGAUGAAGAUCAAGCGCAAGACGUUCGACGACACGGGCAAGAGGACGACGACCGACACGGUCCUCGAGGUGCCCAUCAAGCCGGGCCUGAAGAAGGGCAGCAAGAUCAAGUUCAAGGGUGUUGGCGACCAAGAAGAGGGCGGCCAGCAAGACCUGCACUUUAUCCUGGAAGAGAAACCCCAUCCGCUCUUUGUGCGCGAGGACAAUGACCUGGUCCACACGGUCGAACUGGACCUGAAGGAAGCUCUCACCGGCUGGAGGCGGACCGUGACCACCAUCGACGGCAAGCAGCUAAACCUCGACAAGAACGGCCCUACGCAGCCUGGCAGCUCCGACAGGUACCCUGGCCUGGGCAUGCCCAUCUCCAAGAAGCCGGGCUCGAGGGGAGAUUUCGUCAUCAAGUACAACGUCAAGUUCCCGUCGAGCCUGACGGCGGAGCAGAAGCAGAAGCUGAGGGAGAUUUUGUAA